AUGGUUGGCCGCCGUGGUAAGCGAGGCGCCAAAACCCGAGGCACGCGCGCCGUCGCUGGGCGUGUUGCUCCAAUUGCUACUAUAACAACUUCUACCACCCGCGGCCGCGUCAGAGGUCGUUGGGCAAAUCACCGCGCUACACAAGCUAGACUUGCUGCUGCAGAUGCCGUAGAUGUCGUAGAUGCCACUGCUGCGGAUGAUGAGCCUGAGCCUGAGCCUGAGCCUGAGCACGAGCACCGCUCAUUAAUCGUGACGUUCAAGCAUGCAAAGUUUAAGCUCGCUUCUUACUUUAACUCUCUAUAUCGCUCUACUUGUGAUGAUGCGAUUCCUACUGCUGAUGGCAAUGAAGCCUCCAACACUCCCCUCCCUGAGACCCCACACAUCUCUCGCCGCACAAAGCGUGCCGGUAUUGUGCCAGAAUCAUCACGCACCACCCGCCAAUCUGCUCGCAACAAGCCAACCGGCGAUGAGCGCACCCGUGAACACUCUACUCCUAGUAAGAUGGAAGAGUCAGUUGACUCUGAUGCGACACGUACUCACGAUGAUGAUUUCGACACUACCACUCACAUCUCCAAGGCAUCUCAAACCCCGGAAUUGUCUUCUCAGAUGUUGCCUCCGCCCAAACGCCAAGCCCUAGAAUCCUUUCAUGCAACCAAUGUCAACUCAAGUGGGAUUGAAGCCACUCAAUCCGUUGAGCGUGAAGGAUUUCCUCUCUCUCACACUUCUCCCCACCCCUCACUCAAGCGAAAGUCAAGCGAACUUGAGGAUGAGGAUGCUGUCACUCCGAAGAAGCCAAAGCGUGAGGAAGAAAGCCCUGAUCUCAAUGAGCCCAGUUCCAUCAGAAUGUCUGACCUGACAGAUGGUCGCCUCGACCGUACUCCCGAGGUCGAGGUGGCCCAAACUUUCAACCACGAAAGGGAAGCGAAGGCAAACUCAAAUGAUGAUGAGAGUGAGGCCGAAGCCGUGGUUCACGAAGGUGCCAUUGGUGAAGUGACUGGCGAUAUCAGUGAUGGAGACCCUCCAGAUUACCCCGAAUACCACCCCCGAGGCCGCGGCGGACGCGGCGGACGAGCCCGUGGUCGUGCACGUGGCCGCGCGCGAGGACGUGGAAGUCGCGGCGGAGCACUUGCUCCCGUUCGCGCGGCUGUGGCACCAGCCCGCGCACGCGGAAGCCGAGGACGUGGCCGAGGACGUGGCGCUGUCACAGUUGGAGGCCGUGGUGGAAAAAUUACCACCACGAAGGUCUCGACGGCCGACGAGAUUUGGGACAACGACACCCGUCGCUCCCCCUCCCCCAUCCUCGCCACAAAUCCCAUCAAAGCGCGUCAGGCAGAGCUCGCUGCUCUGUUCAAGUAUGUGGGGGCUACUCAGCAGGUGGCAUUGGGUGUCUUGGCGGAGCACUCAAUGCAGCGCAUCGCGCGUGACAAAACCGCUCACCUGGACGUCCCGGAGUACGGACAGGUGCAGCAUGACCUCGCUGAGUACGAGAGUCGGGCCUUGGCACGCAUCACCGCUGAGUACGAGCUGGCGGUCGCCUCCGCUGAGCGUGUGUAUGCGGGCGAGGUCUCGAGUGUGGAGAAGCGGACCCUGGCGCAGGUGAAGAACAUCUCAGCAGAGAUGUUCUAUGCUGCCCGGGGGAAGUACAUGGGCCAUGUCCAGGGCCAGAAGGCGGCGGAGGAUGAUGAACAUACCGAGACGGAUGGUUCUGACGUGGCUGGUGACGAGCCACCGUUUCUUUUCCGAAUAGGUAAGGCUGGUAUGAGAGAGGUGGAGCGAGGCUUCGACGCAAACUCCGUCCGCGACCCCGACGGCGCGGCUGCCCACAUCCAGGGAUCCAACCUGUGGGACGAGUUUGUGACGAAGGUUCGUCUAGGCGAAGAUCUCAACCCUCAGAUGCGGGCAAUGGAGUCCUCACCUGAGUCUGGGUUGGUGGACCCGGUUCAGGCGAAGGACUUUAUUGCUCGUCUUCUGCAGGCAGUCGCCCAGAUCGAGGAAGAAAGCAAUGCGAACCAGCAGGCCAACAAUGGACUCGCCACCUUUGGUCUGGCCGUGCUGGCAGACACUGCACUUUCGAACCCCGACAUGCCAACUCUCCCUCCCAUGCAGCCCGCUCAGUACCAGUACAUGGCGGCUGGUGGUCCUGGUCAGACUCCAGCCGGCAUGGUACAUGGACCGACCGAUCCCCGGUCCUUCAUUCUCCCGCGGCCCACACCCACUCAGCAGCCCCGCCGCCUCCUCCCGGCACGUGGACAGCUGCCCGACCCAUUUUCAAUGGGCGGCCCCCCCUCAACUCCCCCCUCCGCCGGGAUUGAACUUCGCCCGGUUGCCUAUACCAAUGCCUGGGUACCUACACUCAGGACCCCCUGGUCCUCCCGGACCUCCUGCCCCCCCCGGACCUCCCUCUCAGGGUGGCGCACCGGGGCUUUACUACCCUCCUCCUCCUCCUCCCCAUGGGCCUCCGCCCCGCCACUAUUGAUUGCGGAUAUCUUUAUCUCACUGCUCUGCCACCACUCCCUCCGAAGUCUGGAUGGUGGACCUCCUCAGGGCAGUUAUGUACAUUACGAGCGUCAUGUGAGGAGC
Messenger RNA from Penicillium taxi, 2580 nucleotides. RefSeq lists its product as uncharacterized. The transcript is spliced from 3 exons. Lineage: Eukaryota; Fungi; Ascomycota; Eurotiomycetes; Eurotiales; Aspergillaceae. The record is from RefSeq and is a predicted model, not a curated record. The annotation marks the transcript as partial.